CUGCUGCAUUCAAUUUAAUGUUAUUUAGCCCAUUGUUCAUGAUGAACUAUAAAAGAUAAAAAAAAAAGAAGAAGAAGAAGGGACCUCCCUCUGGAUCCGCCAAUGAAUAUAAACAUUUCUAGUUCAUGCCCUUUUUUUAUUUUAUAUCCGAUUAAAGUUGAAGUAUGUGUUAUUCCAUCCAGUUAUCGGAACUGACUGACCCAGACACGUUAGUGAGAGAGACGCUGCCUUUUCGUGGAUGUAGUAGUGAUUUGAAUAUAUAUUUUAAAGUCGUUACUGACAAUUUUCUUUUUUUAACCAGUUUCUGGCAGGUUUUAGUAUCCUACUACUUCUGUACAUAGCCACUCGAUCGUUUGUUUUAAACGUCAGUCUGUGUUGACAUAUCUGAUUUCGAUUAAUUAAAUCAUAAGUUUGGGGUGAGUGUUUUUUUUGGCAAUCCAUCUUUUAUAAAAACCCUCUAAAGUAGAGUGAUCUCCCUUGGAAGGUACGUCUGUUAAAAACUUUUUGUAUAAAAAUAAUUUAAAGCCUACAAGAACACUGAGAACAUUCUGCAGUCAGUGCAUACAACGAUCGACAAAUCUUUAUAUUGCAGUCUUUGACACAACGAAGAACAUGGCAAACUCUGAACUGGAGAGCUGCCUUGAUGACUGGAAUGAUUUGGAAAAAGAAUUUGAGCAACUGGAGGCUGAACAUAAGAAAUAUCAGAAGAAGCUUGAUGAAAUGGUAGCAUGCCAGAAGAAAUGUCUGUCCAGCAUUGCUCACCACCGCUACCGUAUGAAGACAAUCAACGAAACACUCAAGAAGAAUGAAAAGAAACUAACAGAGGAAGAGAAAACAGUGUUGUCUGAUCUAAGGCGUAAAAUAGAUGACAGAAAAUCUACAUUUCGUGAGAUGGAGGAAGUACUUCCGCACAAGAAUGGCUUAUAUUUGAGUAUCAUCCUUGGUCAAGUAAACAUCUCACUGCUGAACAAGGCAGACAAAUACAGCUACAAACAGGAGUACGAGAAGUUCAAACUGACUGUUAGCUAUGUCGUCAUGGUCCUAUCCUUUUUUCUAACCUUUUUCGAUGACUCUAGGUGGAUUGAUGCGAUUCUUCACUUUCUGUUAGUGUGGUACUACUGUACACUGACCAUCAGAGAGAGCAUUCUUGUUGUCAAUGGAUCACGAAUUAAAGGCUGGUGGUUGACACAUCACUUUAUUUCCACAGUUUGUGCAGGAAUUAGUUUAAUAUGGCCAAGUAGCUGGUCGUACCUGCUGUUCAGGAAACAGUACAUAAUGUUUAUGCUGUAUAUCAGUAUGCUGUACGUAAUGCAGUACUACUACCAGUCUGGUUCACUGUACAGACUAAAAGCACUGGGUCAGAGACAUGACAUGGAUAUUACUGUUGAGGGAUUCAUGUCAUGGAUGUGGAAAGGCAUGACAUUUUUGCUUCCAUUUCUCUUUAUUGGCUACUUCUUCCAGAUGUACAAUGCAUAUAUUCUGUUUGUGCUUAGUUUGGACUCGAGGUGCCAUGAAUGGCAGGUAUUUGCCCUGGCUUUUAUUUACUUGGUCCUCUGCCUCGGGAACCUGACAACGACACUGAUUGUAAUCCGACAGAAAAUCAACAAGGACGGACUGAGUUUGAAGUUCCUGUUGAACAAAUAUCGAUUCAAUUCCCAGCUGAAGCAGCUUUAACAGUGCUGUGAAUAACCUAUCACAUGUUUUGCUGUGGUAUAUAGGCAAGUAAACUAACAGUCCCACGUAACAAACUGGGAAUUUUCCAGCUGUUUACCUUUCCUUAUGGAAAAAACAAGGAUGCAUCAGUAAUAGAAUUGUGAAUAAAGAGACUUGUUCUGCUAAUGCCAAAUAC
Molecule: messenger RNA, 1849 nt
Organism: Gigantopelta aegis
Lineage: Eukaryota; Metazoa; Mollusca; Gastropoda; Neomphalida; Peltospiridae
Product: ion channel TACAN-like
Exons: 12
Coding region: 613-1674 (353 amino acids)
Cellular component (GO): membrane
Source: RefSeq, a predicted model, not a curated record